Molecule: messenger RNA, 2211 nt
Organism: Rasamsonia emersonii CBS 393.64
Lineage: Eukaryota; Fungi; Ascomycota; Eurotiomycetes; Eurotiales; Trichocomaceae
Exons: 7
Coding region: 1-2211 (736 amino acids)
Biological process (GO): regulation of DNA-templated transcription
Molecular function (GO): zinc ion binding; DNA-binding transcription factor activity, RNA polymerase II-specific
Source: RefSeq, a predicted model, not a curated record
AUGGGUCGCAAGCCCAACCAGCUCAUCCUCGAGUUUUUCAUACGCGGACAGAAACUCGAGGAUGCCAGUAACCGUUACCAGCACACGUGCAAAGCGUGCGGCGAGAAGUUCCCCAAAGGUCGCAUUGACAGCUUGACGAACCACCUGGUGAAAAAGUGCCAGGCAAUCCCUCUGCGAGACCGACAGCGCGUCUUGUUGCGAUUACACGAGCUCCCCGACCUCACCGACAAUGACCCCAAUAAAGCUGCUGCCCUCGCAGGCGCUCAAAAGGGAAAGACGGUGGACUUGCCAUAUACUACGAGACAGAAUUUCGAUGGACUCAAUGUCUUGGCCGAGGCGUCGAGGCAGGUCGGUGCCUCGGAUCAGAGCAAGCGUGGUGGUCCUGCCUACACGCAGGCCGUGACUGUUGGAGGCAAGACCGUUGUCGUGGACCCUGCUCUCGAGGCGGAGGUAUUCCAAACUCAGGAGAAUCAACCCGAGAAUAAUGGGGAUGAGAAUGGAGCGAACGCAGGCGCCGUCUCCAGUGCUGCGUCCGUUGCUCCGACUCAGAAUCAAACCUCCGGUGACCAGGCCUCAUCGAUCUCUCCGGCGUUGCCUGAUGCCUCUCUGUCAGCGGAUUCCUCGACCCCAAAUGCCCGUCAGUCGUCGCAGCUUUCCAUGAUUGCUGCCUCAGCAAGCGAAAUGGUUCCCCAAGGCCUAUCGAUGGAACACGAAACGGGUUCUCCGGGUGCUGAUGGCCUCCCGAGAGCUGCACCGGCAUGGCCAACGCAGCAGCUCUCGAGUUCGGAGCAGUUGCUCUUCGAUAGCCUGCAGGAGCAUGAUCCAACCUUGACUUCGGCUGCGCAGCGAGCGGUCUCAUAUCCACGUCCUAUCGCAAUGAACCCGAACUCUCAAGCAAAGGGGUUUGUCAACGAUUUUGGGAAUGCUACAAAACCGACAAAGCCCAAGGUCCGCGGACGGUUUUCAGCCGCUCGCAGGAAGGAGGUCCAGGAGGUCCGUAAACGGGGGGCCUGCAUUCGUUGCCGUAUGCUCAAGAAGCCUUGUUCUGGCGACAGCCCCUGCAGCACAUGUGCUAGUGUUGAGAGCGCACGACUCUGGAAACAGCCAUGUAUUCGCACUCGCCUUGCUGAGGAGUUUGAACUCUACACUGCAGGGCUGCAUGCAACCCUUGCGUAUCACGACGUGAACAGUAUCAAGAAUCAGGUCAAUUUCGAGCACUACGCAGGUCGCGUGGAGGCGACUCAUUUCGAGGAAAGCUCGGUGUAUGUCACUUUUAGCGCGCUUGUCGGCCACAAACCUGUUAUGUCCACGCUCGACCCCCAGCUUCAGGCACUGGUGGAAGAUGGCCAGUUCCAGGGCCCUACUCAGGAGCUGUAUCUGCUCGAUGGUGAUGCAGAUGACCUCCCUGGAAAGCUGGAGAUGUACAUCAAAAAGAUGGCGCCUACUUUCUAUGAACACGAACCGUCUCCAUUCAUGAAGCCAACCUUGAAUCUAGCUCACGAACUGAGUCAACAGAAGAAGGACGUCCUUCUGGAGCGUGUCCUCGAGCUGUGGCUGGCAACCCAUAUCCUAGUGGAUGUCGAGCUGCAGUGGCGAACCUUUUCCAAUCCCACUCUUCCACCUACCUCUAUCAAUACGCUGGCUUCAUCAUCUGAUGAAGGCCGACUUCCAAUUGAUUCCUCGACAAACCCCGAAACGUAUGGUCUGCUCUGCAGCCAGCUGCGAGCGGCAGCGGAAAAGCGCACUUCUCAACUGAGCAAAUCGGUCAUGAACGACCUUGAACGACGUCUACUUCAACGCCAGCAGAGUGGAUAUUUCGAAACUUUCCUGGUAGCUCUGAUUCUCUUGAACUGUGUUGAGCGGACUUGCUGGUUGUUCCGUACCUGGGACAACGAGAAUUACGCGCAGCGGUGGCCUCUGGAUAAGCGCCCCCCGUACUAUGCGAGUCAAGGAGACCGUUUCUCGGACAUUCUACACAUGCUGUUGAAGAUGCGGGCGCUGCCUCCGAAGACGACUCUUCGGCCAGAUACUGGCAUACUGAAGGCUAUCGACGGCAGUGAUGAAAACGCAAUUCGCUGGUUUGAUACGAUUCAGGUUACACCCCAAUUCCUGGAACAACGCCAAGCGGCAGAGUUCGAUCCGAACGAUUCUCGGUCACUCGAGCUCAAGUACGGAGCAAAACUACUGCAGGCGGCCACUGUUUACACCUAG